AUGGGGUUGUUUAGAUCUGAGCCCAUGCGGCUUGGCACGCUUGUUCUGCCUCAAGAGGGGGCGAGAGAUUUCAUUGUCGCUAUUGGGACGGCUGUAAAAGUGCAGAUAGAAGACAUGAAUGGGAUGAGUUUGUCUCGCGGCUAUCGACGACAGCUGCAGCGGCUGGAGGAGUUAGAGCGAAUACUUCGAUACCUUAAAGAAAAAAUAGAAGAUAUUUCGGGUGUACGCCUUGUUCAUGUUGCGCAAGACCUAGACAGAGCAGCAGAUGCUGCUGCUGCUGCUGCCGCUGCUUCCGUCUACAACGCUGCAGCAGCUGCGGACCAUGCAGAUGUCGAGGCAGCAGGCGGAGGCGCAGCAGCAGCAGCAAGUGCUGCUGCAGCAGCAGCAGCAGCAGAAAAGCCUCAAGUGUAUGUGCUAGAUCGAGUUGAAGACAUGCUUAAUAAGGUGUACAGGCAGUUCCUGCGCUUCGCACAAAAUAACCAAGACCUGCAGAGAGAGAAAAUCGCCGCAGAGGAGGAGCUGGCGGUGGUUUCCUUUGCUGCUUCGCAGUUGAGGUCUUCCCUUCGAUCCCCGUGGCGCCUCGAUCCCGGGUCAGCAGCAGCAGCAGCUGCAGCAGCAGCAGCAGCUGCUGCUGAGGACCCUAAAAUAGCAGCGACCAGCACCUGCAGCAGCAGCAACACGCUGCAGCAGCAGCAGCAGCAGCAGCAAACCAACACUCCCAGCGCAGCCACCGCAGACGCUCACGCGCGCUCCUCUUCGGCCCGUCGGAGGCGGCCGACGCAGCUGAGCAGCAGCAACAGCGGCAGCAGCAGCAGCAGCAGCUGGCAGGCGGACGUGCAGCAGCAAGAGAAGCAGCAAACCUUCCCUUAUUCAGCUUCGAGGCGGUUGUUGAGCGCGGGGGGUUUAGGGGGGCUGGAGAGCGGAGAGAUGAGCAGUUUGGUGUUUUCUUCUGUCGCUGGCAUUGUCGCUGCUAAGGAUCAGGAGCGGUUUGCUCGAGCAAUGUUUCGGUCUACACGAGGAAAUGCAUUUACACACUUCAAACGAUUAGAGGAGGAAGAACUUACAGCCUACCCCCACGGGGAAGAGCCCAAGUCGCUUUUUGUAACCUACUUCCAGGGAGCUGCGACGGGGUCUGCUUUCAUGGAGAAGGUGAAGUGCGUUUGCUCGGCAAUGGGGGCGCGUACAUACAACUGGCCGCACAGCGGAGCAGAGGCGCAGCAACGGCAGCAGCAGCUGCAGCAGCUGCUGCGAGAUAAAGCAGCAGCAGCAGCAGCAUACGAGCAGUACUUUUUGAAUGAAGUUGGGGUUUUCCUGGAGGCAGUUCCCGCAUCUAACCUUCCUUUGAUCCCUGCUGCAGCAUCAGCAGCAGCAGCAGCAGCUGCUGCUGAGGGGGAUCUGACUGCAGCAGCAGCAGCAGCAGCUGCAGCAGCAGCAGGCGUCCGCCGCAGGCCUCUUAUUACAGAGCUGCAGCGCUUUGUUGAAAGGGAACGAGCUGUAUAUACAACUCUAAACCUCUUUGCUCUCUCUGAUGCAACUCUUCAAGCAGAUUGCUGGUUCCUGGAGGCGGAGGAAGCAGCACUAAGAAAGACUCUCGCGCAGGUUGCCGCUGAAAAGAGCACAUCAGCGUUUCUUCUGGUGCAUGCAUCAGAGGGUUUGGGGCUGCGGAGCCCUCCUACGAGUUUUUCUCGCUGUUCCUUUAUGUCUUCAUUUCAGGGUUUAGUAGACACUUACGGUGUAGCCCGAUAUGGUGAAGCAAACCCUGCUUUGUUUGCUGCUGCUAUUUUUCCUUUCCUCUUCGGUCUUAUGUUUGGAGAUGUUGGGCAUGGGUUGCUGCUGCUGCUGCUCGCCGCUGCGCUCCUCUGGUGCCGCAGCAGAGGCUACGUCUUUACUGAUGAACUCCUCUGCAUGCUCGUAGAAGCGCGGUAUUUGAUCUUGUUGAUGGCUUUGCAUUCUAUCUACGCGGGGUUUAUGUACAACGAUGUCUUCAGCAUGGGUAUUAAUCUCUUCGGCUCGCGGUGGGGCCCCUCUAAGGAGGGGGGCCCCCCGGAGCCUGUUGCAGGGGGCCCCUAUCCUUUUGGCGUAGACCCUGCUUGGAAGGGGGCCUCUAAUGAACUCCUUUUCCUAAACUCUCUAAAGAUGAAGCUCGCUAUCAUCGUAGGGUUUGUGCAUAUGUUGUUGGGGUUGGCCCUCUUUAUUUUGAAUACAAUUCACUUCAAGGAUUGGAGGAGUUUGCUGCUAACGGCGGUUUUGCGUUUGGUGUUGCUGCUGUGCCUCCCUGUAAUGUUUUUGGGGAAGCCUCUGUUGGAGCUGUACGUACACCGGAGGCGGCAGCCUCCUCCAGGUUUUCAGUCUUUAAACAGCGUGGAUUCGAGUGCAAUUCAGCUACAGCAGCUGCAUCAGCAGCAGCAGCAGCAGCAGUAUCAUCAGCCUUAUCACCAUCAUCACCAGCAACAGCGGCAGCAGCAGCAGCAAUACGUGGCCUUGGCGACUAUGGGCAGCAGAGGUGAGAAGGACUCUCGUGCUGCUGCUCCCUCAGCAGCAGCAGCAGCAGUAGCAGCAGCAGGAAGUGGAGUUGCUGCAGCAGAAGAGGAGAUGGAUGUGACGGAGCUGUGGCUGCACAACAUGAUAGAAGGCAUAGAGUUCGUCUUAGGGAGCAUCAGCAACACUGCUUCUUAUUUGAGGCUCUGGGCUUUGUCUCUCGCUCAUCAACAGCUCUCUUGUAUUUUCUUCGAAAAAACUGUCGGCCUCGCCUUCCAACCAGGACUCUCCCCUUCGCAAAUGGCAUUCAAGCUUAUCUUCUUCUUCCCUGCCUUUUUAUGCAUCACCAUCUUUGUAAUGGUUGCAAUGGAGGCCCUCGAGUGCUUCCUUCAUGCCCUCAGGCUGCAAUGGGUGGAGUUUCAAAACAAGUUUUACAAAGGGGACGGAGUGCCUUUCAGGCCAUUAGAUUUGAACUGCUUGCCAGGAGACUCGACGAGCUAG
Messenger RNA from Eimeria acervulina, 2979 nucleotides. RefSeq names its product vacuolar proton-translocating ATPase subunit, putative. Gene Ontology annotation, biological process: proton transmembrane transport; vacuolar acidification. Gene Ontology annotation, molecular function: ATPase binding; proton-transporting ATPase activity, rotational mechanism. Lineage: Eukaryota; Apicomplexa; Conoidasida; Eucoccidiorida; Eimeriidae. The coding region runs from base 1 to 2979 and encodes 992 amino acids. The record is from RefSeq and is a predicted model, not a curated record. The transcript has 14 exons. Gene Ontology annotation, cellular component: vacuolar proton-transporting V-type ATPase complex; vacuolar proton-transporting V-type ATPase, V0 domain.